Molecule: messenger RNA, 6070 nt
Organism: Silurus meridionalis
Lineage: Eukaryota; Metazoa; Chordata; Actinopteri; Siluriformes; Siluridae
Gene: vcla
Product: vinculin a
Exons: 22
Coding region: 206-3598 (1130 amino acids)
Biological process (GO): cell adhesion
Cellular component (GO): actin cytoskeleton
Molecular function (GO): actin filament binding; structural molecule activity
Source: RefSeq, a predicted model, not a curated record
UCCGUGUGUGGAGGAGUGACCCGGGGAUUUCAUGAUUACCGCAUGACGGGGAAAAGCCUGGGGACUGCGCGGGUCGGAGGGUUGUCCUUGAAGCGAAUACCGGCUGGAUUGUGAGACAGAGUCGUGCCUCGUAUAGAUAUAGAUAUACAUACAUUUUCUUUAUUUUUGCCAGUUAGAUUGGAGGAGAAUCUGGUGCGAUUCCACGAUGCCGGUGUUUCACACGAAAACCAUUGAGAGUAUCCUGGAGCCGGUGGCUCAGCAGAUAUCUCACCUGGUCAUCAUGCACGAGGAGGGAGAAGUUGAUGGCAAGGCGAUUCCCGAUCUCAGUGCGCCCGUGGCGGCUGUGCAGGCAGCUGUCUGCAACCUAGUGCGGGUGGGGAAGGAAACAGUUCAGACCACAGAAGACCAGAUUAUGAAGAGAGACAUGCCUCCGGCCUUUAUUAAGGUGGAGAAUGCUUGUGCCAAGCUGGUAGAAGCAGCUCGGAUGCUGAGGACAGAUCCGUAUUCAGUCCCUGCUCGAGAUUACCUAAUUGAUGGGUCUCGAGGAAUCCUCUCAGGCACAUCUGACCUGUUACUUACCUUUGAUGAGGCAGAGGUGCGUAAGAUCAUCCGUGUCUGUAAAGGCAUCUUGGAGUACUUGACAGUAGCAGAAGUGGUGGAGAGCAUGGAGGACUUGGUCACUUAUACCAAAAACCUGGGACCAGGGAUGACGAAAAUGGCAAAGAUGAUCGAUGAAAGGCAGCAGGAGCUGACACAUCAGGAGCACCGCAUGAUGUUGGUCAACUCCAUGAACACAGUGAAGGAGCUGCUGCCUGUGCUCAUAUCAGCUGUAAAAAUCUUUGUAACCACUAAGUGUGCCAAGAGUCAUGGCGUGGAUGAAGCCAUGAAGAACAGGAACUACACCUUUGAGAAGAUGAGUGCUGAGAUCAAUGAGAUCAUCCGAGUGCUGCAGCUCACUUCUUGGGAUGAAGACGCAUGGGCCAACAAAGACACAGAAGCGAUGAAGAGAUCACUGGCGCUGAUUGAGGCAAAGAUGAAUCAGGCUAAAGCCUGGCUCAGGGACCCUAAUGGUUUACCAGGGACGGCAGGUGAACAUGCUUUGCGUCAGAUUUUGGAUGAGGCAGGGAAAGUGGGAGAGCUGUGUGCCGGGAAGGAGAGGAGGGAGAUUCUGGGAACGACUAAGACGUUGGGACAGAUGACUGAUCAGGUGUCUGACAUGCGUGUCAGAGGUCAGGGGCCUACCCCCCUGGGCAUGCAGAAGGCUCAGCAGGUGGGCCAGGGUUUGGACAUCCUAGUGGGGAAAGUGGAGAAUGCUGCUCGCAAACUGGAGGCCCUGAGUAAUGCUAAGCUGGCUAUUGCAAAGAGGAUAGACGCUGCUCAGAGCUGGCUGGCUGAUCCUCAUGGAGGUCCUGAAGGAGAGGAAAAUAUCAGAGCUCUGUUAGCCGAAGCCAAACGCAUCGCUGAUCUUUGUGAGGACCCCAAAGAGCGAGACGACAUUCUGCGCUCUGUUAGUGAGAUCGCUGGCCUCACCGCCAAACUCGGCGAACUUCGCAGACAAGGUAAAGGUGAUACUCCUGAAGCCAGACUGCUAGCCAAACAGAUCGGCACUGCUCUACAGAACCUGCAGGCCAAAACUAACCGUGCUGUUGCCAACAUGCGGCCAGCCAAGGCUGCUGUGACCCUGGAGGGCAAGAUGGAGCAGGCUCAGCGCUGGAUCAAUAACCCCAAUGUUGAUGACCGUGGAGUGGGUCAGGCUGCCAUCCGUGGGCUGAUAGCAGAAGGCCGCAGGCUGGCUAAUUCUCUGCCAGGGCCGUACAGGCAGGAGCUGCUGGCGAAGUGUGAGCGUGCGGAGCAGCUGAUGCUGCAGCUGUGUGACCUGGCUGCUCGGGGAGAGGGAGAAAGUCCCCAGGGUCGGGCCGUGGCUGCUCAGCUUCUUGAUGCUCUUAAAGAUUUGAAAGCGAAGAUGCAGGAGGCAAUGACUCAGGAGGUGUCUGAUGUUUUUAGUGACACAACAACUCCCAUAAAGCUUCUGGCUGUGGCAGCUACGGCCCCACCUGAGGCCCCCAACCGGGAGGAGGUCUUUGAUGAAAGAGCAUCUAAUUUUGAGAAUCAUGCUAACAGGCUGGGGGCUACAGCAGAGAAAGCCGCUGCUGUAGGAACAGCCAAUAAGAGCACAGUGGAAGGGAUCCAGGCCACAGUAAAGUCUGCCAGAGAGUUAACACCUCAGGUUACUUCUGCUGCACGAAUUUUGCUAAAGAACCCUGGCAACCAGGCAGCAUAUGAACAUUUUGAGACUAUGAAAAACCAGUGGAUUGACAACAUUGAAAAAAUGACUGGUUUGGUAGAUGAGGCUAUUGACACUAAAUCCCUCCUGGAUGCUUCAGAAGAAGCCAUCAAAAAAGACAUUGAUAAGUGCCGUGUGGCUAUGGCGAAUGUCCAACCCCAGAUGCUGGUAGCUGGAGCCACUAGUAUUGCCAGACGGGCAAAUCGUAUUCUCCUGGUGGCUAAGAGAGAAGUGGAGAAUUCAGAGGACCCUAAAUUUAGAGAGAUGGUAAAAGCAGCCUCUGACGAACUGAGCAAAACAAUUUCGCCCAUGGUCAUGGAUGCCAAGGCUGUAGCAGGAAACAUCCAGAAUCCAGCUCUUCAGAAAAGCUUUUUGGACUCAGCAUACAGAAUUCUAUCUGCAGUAGGAAGAGUCAGAGAAGCCUUCCAGCCUCAGGAACCUGACUUCCCUCCUCCUCCUCCAGAUCUGGAUCAGUUACAUGUAAAUGAUGAACAGGCUCCUCCUAAACCACCACUCCCAGAAGGAGAAGUGCCUCCCCCCAGACCUCCACCUCCUGAGGAGAAGGACGAGGAGUUCCCCGAGCAGAAAGCCGGCGAGAUGGUGAGCGAGCCGAUGAUGGUGGCCGCUAGGCAGCUACACGACGAAGCCCGCAAGUGGUCUAGUAAGCCCGAAGCGAGAGACGAGCGUUUUCUGACCGCUGCGGCGGACGUAGAUAUAGACGAUGAGGACGAGUUCACAGACAACGAGGACGAUUUCGAGCCUGAACUGCUCUUAAUGCCCUCCAAUCAGCCUGUUAACCAGCCCAUUCUGGCUGCUGCCCAGGCCUUGCACCAGGAAGCUCGCAAGUGGUCCAGUAAGGGUAAUGAUAUUAUUGCAGCAGCUAAGCGAAUGGCCUUGCUGAUGGCUGAGAUGUCACGUCUGGUGCGUGGAGGCAGCGGCAACAAGCGUGCACUGAUCCAGUGUGCUAAAGACAUCGCCAAGGCCUCAGAUGAGGUCACACGGCUGGCUAAAGAGGUGGCUAAGCAGUGUACUGACAAACGCAUUCGUACCAACCUACUGCAGGUGUGUGAGCGGAUCCCUACCAUCAGCACUCAGUUGAAGAUUCUGUCCACGGUGAAGGCUACUAUGCUGGGACGCACUAACAUCAGCGAGGAAGAAUCCGAGCAGGCUACUGAGAUGCUGGUCCACAACGCACAGAACCUGAUGCAGUCAGUGAAGGAGACGGUGAGAGAGGCUGAGGCAGCCUCCAUUAAAAUCCGUACAGAUGCAGGCUUCACUCUACGCUGGGUCCGAAAGACCCCCUGGUACCAGUAAACCACCGGUUCCUUUCUUCAUGUUCUUAGUCUUGCCUUUUAGAACACUAAGACUAGUGGCCUAAAGGGGUGUGAAACUGAAAGGACAUGCUACGCUGAUGGACACUGAUCAUAAUCAUUAUGAGCUCAUGCCUCACUCUUUUUGCUUUGUGAAGGAAUUCUUAUUUUUUUGUGGUUAUGUUUCUUAAGGUUUGCGUUUGUCCCUUUAUCUCUCACUAUGUUUAAAAAUUAGGACUAUAUAGGAUGAAGAUUUUUUUAAAUAUAUAUUUUUGGUAUGUUGGGUUUUCAGAAUUGAUCCAAAUUUCAGGUAUAUAUAUAUUUUUUGCAUGAAGAAUUUUUUUUUUUCUAUUUUGUAUCGAAGGACUUUGGGUCAACCCAGUAAAUGCCUCUCGCACGAGGUUAUAUGGUUUUCAUAUUGAGAGUGUAUAUAUUUAUAUUUCUUAAUGCUGUCGACACCUGAUUACUAAUUAUACAUUUCAGUCAAUGAAAAGAGUUCACUUACACACUCGGGCUGAUUGUAUGAGGUAUUCAUUCACCUAUUAAUGAAGCUUUGUUAUUUAGCGUAUAUUCACAGAAAGAAGGAUAUGAAUGAUGCAACGAUUAUAUAUAUAUAUAUAUAUAUAUAUAUAUAUAUAUAUAUAUAUAUAUAUAUAUAUAUAUUUUUGCUGGUUGCCUCACAUAUUGACGCCAAAGAUUCUGGUAUAGUUCUAUAAUCUUAACACUUGUCUGUUAAAAUAAAUAUAACUUUAAUGUAUUUGAGUUUUACUGAACUUGAACUUGGGUUUGGGUCAUGUUAAAAUAACGUCACUCAGCGCUCACCACUUUAAAUCAAACCAAAUCAAAUUUUAUUUGUCACAUACACAUACAUACAGAUACAUACUUGUGCGUGUGUGUUUGUGUGUGUUUACUAAUCAGUGUAGAAAAUGAUUGUGAAAUGGUUUAGAAUGCUAAAAUGAAUCUCUAAUGCACAAUCCACACGACAGUUAAUCUGUUAUUUUUGGUCCACAUCAGAUAAAUAUCAGCGUCGGUAUUAUUGAGCAAAAGAAUUGAAAUAAUCUGUACUCUUGACCUGGCUCUGUGUGGUUAACAUCACUAAGUUCAAAUUGAUUUUAAUUUUAUACAUAACUACCUCUAUAUUUCUAUAUAAAGAAGUAUAAAUGUAAAGCUAUUAAAAAAAUGCAGCCUAUCACACAAUACAGGUGUUUGGACAAAGGUGCUUAAGCAGCUGUUCUUCAUUUAUACAUUUUUUUGCUGAAUGAACAAAAAAAAUGUAAAAGCCAGAAUACUCGUUCAUUCAGUUGUUCAAAAUAUACACCAUGCCAAUCUAUUAACAUAGUCCCUAAAAUCAGAUUUUUAUAAUGAUUUAAUCAAUCUACUAUAAUUUAUGAUCAUCAGGAUCACUUCUGUUAGAAAUGCUAAGUAAUAAAUAAUAAUAAUAAAAACAAUGGGACUAUGCCACGUGACAAAAUCCGCCCUAAGAAAGUCCUUUAUUAUAACAAGAAGCCCCGAAGUGUUUUGUUUGUUCUUAUACCACACAAUUUGCUAAUUAAUAAAGCUUUUUUUAUACAUUUAAAGUUACAUUAGAUGUUGCACGAGAAAAGUUAGUUCUUAUAUCACUGAUUAUUUUGAUAAUUGUUACAGCCAACUUUUUUCUUGAACAACAAAAGAAGACUUUCCACAUUACUGAGAAAAAGCACAAAGAUUCACACACUGCAGAAAACCAACUUACUGCUUUAACGCAGUUAAGACUCCUUCCAGAAAGCUGUAAAAGAUCAGCAAUUCUAAUCAGGCUUUGAGUAGGUCACUUAUCCACCAUACAGGUUCCUAAAAGAGCGAUUGCUGUAGAAACUAUAAUAUUUGAAUGAGCACAUUAAUUGAAACUACUAUCAGAGCUGUAAAAUAUGACGCAUUCGGACCAAUCAGCGUUGCGUUAAAAUUAUUAUUAUAGUUGAACUCAAGUCAACUGAAAAGUGAUCUAGUUUAAAAUGAAUGCUCGACCUUGUUUACACAGCUGAUGGACUUUGGACUGAUACUGCUGUUCCUAUGAUGCUUUUGUGUAUGCUGCUUUUUUCCCCCACUACCAUUACAUUUCUUACUGAUCAACAAGAUCUAAAAAUGUUAAUUUUUUGGGGGGAAAAGCCUUGAGUUUUUGUUCGAACCCCAAAUCCAAAACUGAGGCGCCCUUUUGAAUGUGUUUGGAAAACAUAGGUAAGGAUUCUAUAAGACACAGGUGGCUUGUUCACACAUGAAGAGGAAGAUGCACUGCCUAGAUAUUACACUUAUUUCUAGAAUAAGUUUCGAGAACAUGAUCGGUGCCUCAUUGCGAGUGUUUACACGGUUACAUUUUGUAUGUUUGUAAUAGCAUGUUUCAGCUCAAGAUACGAUGUAUGAAUGUAUAGAUGACACUACUGUUGGUUUGGGUUUUAGUGUCCCCUGCUGUGCCUCUGAUUAAUAAAAUCAUUCUUGACUUGAA